This is a messenger RNA of Mercurialis annua (annual mercury), 1449 nucleotides long. RefSeq lists its product as uncharacterized. The record is from RefSeq and is a predicted model, not a curated record. The coding region runs from base 564 to 1289 and encodes 241 amino acids. Lineage: Eukaryota; Viridiplantae; Streptophyta; Magnoliopsida; Malpighiales; Euphorbiaceae. Gene Ontology annotation, biological process: proteolysis. The transcript has 6 exons. Gene Ontology annotation, molecular function: cysteine-type peptidase activity.
AAGCUGCAUUAGCUUCAGAUUCUAAGGUUUGUGUUAAGGAUUCUACAAGCAGUACAGACAAAUCCCCCAAGAUAUAUUUUAAGCUGUUAAGGAUGUUAUUGUCUUUCAUUCCAGUCCUUUUGAGAUAUUUCAUGUUAUGUACACUAUAGGUUAACUAUGUGUUUAUGUUAUUUUUCCAUAAAUUACUAAUGGUUUUAUCAUUUUAAUUAAUAUAAAAUAGCAAAUAAUGGAGAUUGCUGCUGAGUAUGCUGAGAAGAGUGACAAAGAGCUUCCUUAUGUUCCGCCGGAAUCCAAUGAACCGAAUAUGUAUAUGAAUAUUGUGAAUGGAUUGACUCCUCUCGAUGAUAAACUCGGUCAAUUUUACACCUAUUUUGGACAAGAUACUUUCUAUAAUUGGCUUGAAGAUGGAUGUAGGGGCAAAAAAUAUAAGAAAAAAAUGUAUGCGGAUAAGGACAACAUCAUACCAGUUGAAUUUUGAAGUUGAACUCAUUGUGGAGAAGCUAUGGUUUUAUCAGUUGUAGUUUAAGGAUCAAUUUUUACACGACUCUCAUAUCAAUGUUGGUAUGUAUUAUUUACGCAAAAAGGCCAAGUAUUUCCCAGUUGAUGGUCUGCGUAUUACUACUUACUGUCUAUUUGAUGAUAUAAUCAGUGCGUUAUGGCAACAGUACGUUAAGAAGAAUCGUGAUGUGUCUGUUAUAAGUUUGUGCAAUGCUGGACCUGAUUUUAUUUGUGGAAAGAAAAUUAUGUGCAACACUCAUUGGAAGGAUGUGGAUGAAGUUCUUAUUCCGAUGAAUGUUGGGAAACAUAAACAUUGGAUUUUGGGUCGUUUGGUUUUCAAGGAUAGAUGUAUCUACUUGUAUAACUCUUUGGAUUCUGCUUUAGCGAGAAAAAAUGGAUUAGAAGCGGCAGAAAAAUAUGCAGUUUUAUUACCACUAUUUCUCGCUUCUUUGGAUUUGUUUGCGCUUCGAAGUGACAUUGAUAUGUCAUCUCCUGCUUAUCGAGAUAAGAAUCCAACUGAUGCUUUUUGGGUUGAAGUUGUAUCCGAUAUUCCAAGCCAGUCAGCGAAUGAUUGUGGAGCGUAUGUUUUAGCCUUUGCGGAGUAUUUGAUAAAGAAGACAUCUAUCCCAUCUGAUUUGAAUAUAGUCCAUCAUCGUGAUCGCAUUUUGUUUUUGCUUUAUGAGUAUGGCAUGAAGAAAUUGACUGGGAACAUUCACAGUGGUGAAGAAGUUAAGCCCAAGAACACAAAUCGGGAAUUGAAAAGACGUGCAAAGAAAACGAUUGCAGAAUAAUGAAUGUUUUCAUUAUGGACUUGUCGUUAGUCUGAUCAGACUUCUUAAUUUUAGUUUUUUAUAGGUAUUUAGUAUGCUUUUUGGCAGCUUAACUGACUGCUUCUUGUUAUCUUAUGUUUUUUUGAAUUGGUAAACCUUAGUUAAGUGUUAAGAAACCUUU